UAUAUGUAACCCGUUAUGUAGUUGACAACAGUGCCGUGUGAAAAAGGUUCACGUUCAGGGACAUUUUCCUGUUGACAGUGAAAAUUAGUAAUUAGAAUGCCAAUUAACGCAUGCUGUGUUCUUAAAGGCGAUGGUGUCGUUACGGGUGUUAUUCAUUUUACACAAGAGGGUCCAGGUGCACCAGUAAAAUUGAGUGGCAAAAUUACAGGCUUAGCAGAGGGACAGCAUGGCUUCCAUGUGCAUGAGUUUGGAGACAACAGCAAUGGGUGUGUAAGUGCUGGACCCCACUUCAAUCCAAGUGGCAAAACUCACGGGGCUCCUCAGGAUGAGGAAAGACAUGCCGGAGAUCUGGGAAAUGUGACAGCAACGGCAGAGACGUGCGAUGUGAACAUCACAGACUGCAAGAUUACUCUGACUGGCCCGGAAUCUAUCAUUGGCCGUACCAUGGUGAUUCAUGCUGAUGUAGACGACCUUGGGAAGGGAGGUCAUGAACUCUCCAAGACGACAGGCAAUGCUGGAGCUCGUCUGGCAUGUGGAGUAAUUGGCAUCGCCAAGUAGGGUGAAGUCCAAAGUGUAGGCCCUCUCGAUGAUUGAUGUCCUUAGGCUCAAGGAAUUGGCGGUUAUGUUGUGUGAUAUUUAUGGAUGAUUCUGUUGUGUUGAAAUAACAAGUAAUCAAAGCAAGUGUGUAUGUGUUGAUUUUUUUGUUCAAUAAGAUAAUAUGCCAAAAACACCAGACUUUUAGGAGAUUUUCUUGCAUAGAAAUAGUGUCUAUUUUUGCAUGUUUUGUUUGUUAGUUCCAAAUUACAAUGCUUUUCUUUUGUUCUGACAUGGUAAUACAUCUUUGUUUUAAUCUUGUCUGAUACUGUAUUGUUUUAAGAAUGCCAGUAACCAGACACAAAUAUAUAUUACUAAAACAUUCUUCCACUAAAAAGUUCAAAGCCUUUUUUUCACAGUUUCAGUGAUCAUGUUAAUGUUUACUGAGUUAACUUUUAUACGCUUUCAUUGUAUUUUUCUGUGUUUUGAGUUUACACCAUAUUGGCAGCUUUUUCAGAAUGACAGAAGAGGUACAUAACAUAAGCCUGGAGCUGUUUAAUAAAUUCUGUCUAAUUUAUCCACUGAUUUAUUCUUAAGCAUAUCUGAAAGGUUUAAUUUUUGCAUAAUUUGUGUCAAAUGUUUUUGUAUGUUGUAUGCAUCAUGCUUAAAAAUUUAUUGUUUAAACAAAGUUAACAUUCUUAGAUGAGUGUAACCUGAAGCAAUGCGUUUCAAUGCACUUGGGAGAAAAGUUGUUCUGUUUUGUGAAUGAAAAUUGUGGCUUUUGAAUGCCAUCCUUGUAAUAUGUUUAAAACUUUAAAUGUUUACAUAUACAAGAUGUAUUGUAUAAUGUGGGCAAAAUGUUGAUGAAUAUUAUGAUUGAACAAAUCAUUGGAGAAAAGUAAUUUCAGCGCAUUAUUCAAUGGAAAAUAUUGUUAUACAUAAAUAUAUGUACUUAAAAAUUGAUACAUAGAAAAAUAAAAUGAUAACUGGAUAAUAA
This is a messenger RNA of Dreissena polymorpha, 1531 nucleotides long. RefSeq names its product superoxide dismutase [Cu-Zn]-like. Gene Ontology annotation, molecular function: superoxide dismutase activity; copper ion binding. NCBI's taxonomy places the organism in Eukaryota, Metazoa, Mollusca, Bivalvia, Myida, Dreissenidae. Gene Ontology annotation, biological process: removal of superoxide radicals. Bases 97 to 558 code for a protein of 153 amino acids. The transcript has 5 exons. The record is from RefSeq and is a predicted model, not a curated record.